This is a messenger RNA of Cyprinodon variegatus (sheepshead minnow), 1242 nucleotides long. Its product is annotated as acyl-coenzyme A thioesterase 4-like. Lineage: Eukaryota; Metazoa; Chordata; Actinopteri; Cyprinodontiformes; Cyprinodontidae. Gene Ontology annotation, molecular function: fatty acyl-CoA hydrolase activity. The coding region runs from base 56 to 1126 and encodes 356 amino acids. The record is from RefSeq and is a predicted model, not a curated record. Gene Ontology annotation, biological process: acyl-CoA metabolic process; fatty acid metabolic process. The transcript has 10 exons.
UGUAAACGUUUCAGAGGACUGCAGUGUGGGGGGAACUUAUACAGGGGUGGAAGCUAUGGGUUUGUUAUGGAGCCUUAAACCAGUUCCAGGCAGCAAAGCAGGGCUCAGGAUGAGGAAGAAGAAUGUCCUGGCCCCCAUGGUGGUCACCAUCUCUGUUUACCAGGGUCACCUGAGUGAGGGCUUUGGGGAUCAGGAGCCUCUGGCCGGUGUGGAAGUGGAGCGGUGGUACAUGGCACCUGGUGUCCGACGGAUUCCAGUCACAGAGGAUGGACUCACUGCCACCCUCUUCCUACCUUCAGGACCUGGACCUUUUCCUGGUCUCCUGGACCUGUGGGGUGGUGGGGGGCAGCUGGUGGAGUACCGGGCGGCGCUGCUGGCCUCUCAUGGGAUUGCCACCAUGGCUCUGGAUUACCUGACAUGUAAAUACACCAUGGAAACAGGAACCUUUGUGAAGCAGGACUACUUUGAGACGGCCUUUAAAUUCCUCCAGAAGCACCCCAAGGUCCUGAGCAGCAGAAUGGCCAUGCUGGGCCUCUCCCUGGGCACCAGCAUCACCCUGAGGAUGGCUGUCUGUUCUGAAGUUACCAAGUUCAGGUGUGCAGUAUGCAUCAGUGGCAGUCACGUUCAGCCCAUGGAUGGAUUUCUGAAGGAAACGUUGGAUUACUUCUUCAGGAACUCUGGGAAAACUCGCUUUACUAAAGAUGAUGAAGUGAUCUGGAGAGAUCUGCUGCUGCCCAUCCCCUCUGACCCCUCCCUCAAAGUGGAUGUGGGAAAACUCCAGUGUCCACUGAUGCUAAUCGUUGGAGAAGACGAUCAGAACUGGUGUACCUAUGAGUCGGCAAUGGAUAUGAAGGCGAUGAUGGAGCGAGCAGGGAACAGCCAUCUACUGACCCUCCUGUCGUAUCCUAACGCAGGUCACCUAAUCGAGCCACCGUACACGCCACACGCACGAGCCAGUGUGUUCAGAGAUGUUCAGUCACGCCAAAAGCUGAUGGCUCUGUGGGGGGGGCAGACCCUGGAACAUUCCCGGGCCCAGGAGGACGCCUGGAGGAAACUCUUGGUGUUUCUGAGGACCAACCUGUAUGGAGGCGUAAAGCCUGGAGCUUCAUCGCUUUCCAACCUUUAAAUAAUGGCUGUUGGUUUGGAAGCAGAGGCCAGAUCCUCAGUUUUCUGCUAAAUCAUGGGAAUCACAUUAAAAUAAACAGAAAACAAGCUUUGAACUAAUAAAUACUCUGUUCAGAU